AUGGGAUCCGAUCAAGCUUCUUCCCGGUUGGAUACGUUAGAGAUAAGAUCCCUCAUUUUCCGGGAAAUCGGGCAUCAGAGAGCUGAGAGUUACUUCGAGCAGCUCGGAAGAUUCUUCGCCUCGAGGAUCUCCAAAUCUGAGUUCGACAAGUUCUGCAUCAAGACGAUCGGUAGGCAAAACAUCCAUCUCCACAACCGUCUGAUACGUUCGAUCAUCAAGAACGCGAGCGUCGCCAAAUCUCCGCCGUUGAUGAAUCAGAAGAAAGGUGGGAACUUUGUCAGUUUCGGUAAUGGGAAGCCGAAGAGCAAUCAAAAGGAUUCUGCAUUCUCUCCUUCGACUACUCGGAAAUGCAGGUCGAGGAAGUUGAGAGACAGGCCGAGUCCGCUUGGUCCACUUGGGAAGCCUCAGAGUGUAACCACUACGAAGGAGUCCAUGUCAAAGGCACAAAGUGCUACUGAGCUGCUUUCUCUGGGAAGUAGACCUCUUGUGGAAGUUGUAUCUGUGGAGGAAGGAGAAGAGGUUGAACAAAGAGCUGGAAGUCCAAGCGUGCAGAGCCGGAGUCCUGUAACUGCUCCGCUUGGUGUUUCCAUGAACCUUAGGGGUGGAUUCAGUAGAAAGUCUGCUUCAAAUGUAUCGGUUGGAGAGGAGACAUGUCAGAGCAGCGGUGAGCUACCGGAUACAAGAACGCUGAGGAAUCGGUUGGAGAGGAGAUUGGAGAUGGAAGGGCUUAAGGUAUCUAUGGACUCUGUGAGUCUUCUGAAUAGCGGAUUGGAUGCGUUUAUGAGAAGGUUGAUUGAGCCUUGUUUGAGUUUGGCCAACACUCGGUGUGGGAAUGGAGGAAUGAGAGAGAUGAAUGUCCAGUACGCACAGCAGAGAAGAAGGAGGGUUUCGUGUGUGUCGAUGUCUGAUUUUCGAGCUGGUGUGGAGCUGAAUCCUCAGAUUCUUGGAGAAGAGUGGCCUAUACUUCUGGAGAAGAUGUGUUCUCGUGGUUUAGACGAAUAA
This is a messenger RNA of Microthlaspi erraticum, 1002 nucleotides long. The record is from the annotation of a GenBank genome assembly. NCBI's taxonomy places the organism in Eukaryota, Viridiplantae, Streptophyta, Magnoliopsida, Brassicales, Brassicaceae.